AUGAAAAGAAUCCAUAACAUGGAAGGAAAGGUGGAGCAGAAGGACGAUGCUGUCAUUGAAGGAGAGCUACCUAGAAUUGAGGACGUAUGCAACAUGAGCAUAGCGAUGACCAGAGACAUACUACGUGGACAUUACGACGAGAUAAUUCAUGGGAAGUAUUCAAGUCCCUGCACGCCUCGCACCCAAAUCCCAAACAAGGAGCGGACAAGCCGAACAAAAGUGCUCACUGCCGUUACCGACGCGACGAACAGACAACUGCUAUCUUGA
This is a messenger RNA of Cooperia oncophora, 267 nucleotides long. Lineage: Eukaryota; Metazoa; Nematoda; Chromadorea; Rhabditida; Trichostrongylidae. The record is from the annotation of a GenBank genome assembly.